AGCUGUCUGCCUCUGCCAGUGGACCAAUCCAAGCUGGUUCUCAUCAGACAGAUAUGACAGGGAAGUCCUCCCCAGAUCUGACCAGCUCAACUGGAUCCUCACUGAGUCCUGCUCCUCCCUCCCCCAGCACACGUCUCAGUCCGAGCAGGAGGCUGAGCAGUCCUGAGAAGAUCAUCAACCUACAUGAGCAACUGCAGAAUACUCUGAUGAGCAGCUAUCAGGCUCCAGUGACCAGAGGAAGAGGACAGGAGCCCAGUAAAAGCCUCUCAUUUUCAGCUCCUGCAGACCUGAACCUGGCCUCUCAGACAAACAAGCAGAGCCUCAGUUUCAAUAAACCACAUACCAACUCUCUCCCAGUCUCCGCUGCUGCAAGCCAAGAUAAUCAUACUCCUAUAUUAACAACCAAAUCUGCUGCCACUAAAAAGUCAACACUUUUUAAUGCAGUUGCCUCUCGAUCCGCUAAUGUCACAUUUAGCGCCAAUGUCUUUACUCACCAUCAUUUAAAAGCAGACUUAUCUAAAACAACAUCUUCUCUUUCUAGCUCUAGUUUUGCUGCUAUGGCACCUAACAAAGCCAGAUCCACUUCUAAUAGUGGAGCUAACAUGACAAUAUCUCCAAAACCGACCAAGAAAGUCACUGCUAUCCCUAACGUAUCUGAUGCAAUACAUUCACCUUCAGCUCCUUUAACUCUGAGGACCACUACCUUUGACUCUAAUGUCCUAGCAAGUUCUGACACAAAUCCAAAAACCACUGCCUCAGACAUGACUGCCCCUGGCAAAUCAACUGCCCCCACAUGUAAUAUUUUUAAUGGUGCUGCCCCUGCAUAUGACGGACUUGCAUUAGCUUCAUCCCGGACUCAAUCUGCUCAUCACUCUCCUGAGAGAUCCAACAAGUCUGCCAGAAAGUCUACUGCUGCUCUAGAUAAGACAAAGACAGCAAGACCCAGACCAGAGGCUCCAGCAGAGGUGUGCUCCGUUGAGGUCAUCAAAACGGUGGGCCAGAGCAGCCUCAUGAUUGGCUGGGAGAGGCCGCCACUUGACGAGCUGGGCUGCAGUAACGGCACGUUUGUGUAUGGAUACAGGGUGUUUAUAGACGGGGACUUCCACAAAUCUGUCAUGAGCUCGGCGUGCACCAAGUGUAUUGUGGAGAAUGUUGACCUGAGCGUCCCAGUCCACAUCAGUGUCCAAACGCUGGGAUCUAAUGGUCUGAGUUCAAACAGCGUCCACACCGUGUACAGGACCUCAGUCAGGACAGACCAACACUGACUGACUGCAGCAUCUCACGCAGUGGUUUUAAUCAAUAAUGUGUCUGUGCAAUUACAAGGACUUCUCAGUGAAAACCUUCCUCACUAGGGGCCGAGGUGUGAAUGCAACAUUAGAGUUAAAAAAAAAGAUCUAUUGUUUCAAAGGUACGGUGACGAUCUAUUUUCCAUCUGUCCUGUGUGUCCUCUGCGUGUGUCUGCCCCUUCGGUGCACAGCCAUCUAUAGCUGCAGCCCUCUGAGGGACCGUCCUAACCUCCACCUCAGCUGAGACACAGGCACACUGCUGGGAUAUCCUCUCCACGUGAGGCUCAGGUCAACCAAUGAGAAAAAAAGUCACCUCACAUAGUCAUUGCCUAUGAGCAUGUAGUGACCUGCGACUAGCCACUAAACCUCAAAAAUGAUUAACUGAAGAUGUCAAACAAAACACUAAGAUUCCUGCCUCUCCGCUGAGUUAAUCUGUGUGUAAAUGUAGGUGAAGAUCGGCUCCAUCCUUGAUGGAAGAACUUCCUGUCUCAGAGACCCGUCCGCUGGACUCACCUCAUGAAUGGAUCGGAUGUUGUGUGACUGCCAGGCGAAAGGCCAGAGCAGCUGCCAAUCAAACGAGCCCUGAAAAAACUGCUCAAAGCAAAAGUUUAUAAAGCCAAGCUUAAUCACAUUGUCAAAAGCUGCCUGUGACACCUGCAUUUACUAACACUGGAGGGACAUCUGCAUCUGCUGCACACUUUUACACUGUGUUAAACUCUGACAGGCCGUGUGUCAUUUUGCUUCGUCGCAGACUGCUGCCUCUCUGGACUCUGUGACGUGACCAGCCGGCUGAAGGGACAUUUACUGUAUGAAAAGUCUUUUCU
Messenger RNA from Lates calcarifer (barramundi perch), 2110 nucleotides. RefSeq lists its product as uncharacterized. The record is from RefSeq and is a predicted model, not a curated record. Gene Ontology annotation, molecular function: protein binding. Bases 54 to 1265 code for a protein of 403 amino acids. The transcript is spliced from 7 exons. NCBI's taxonomy places the organism in Eukaryota, Metazoa, Chordata, Actinopteri, Centropomidae.